UGAUGCAAUGCGGUCUCUCUGGCUGUGAGUUCAGGAGGAGGAGGAGGGGGAGCCAGCGGCUGAUGGCUCAGUGCCAACAUGACCAGUCACCGCGCGCGGGGUUGGCUCUCCUAUCCUGGAGGCUGUGCCGAGCGCGGGCAGGAAUCCGGAGGAAGAACUGCUCCAGGAGACAGUGUGCCAUCAUGGGCUCCCUGGCCGUCCUGCUGCUCGGCGCUCUGCUGCUCUACUCGCGGUCCCUGGCCUCCACUCUGCAUGGACACGGCCAGCCUGUCAACACCAGACCUAUCAUCGGGAUACUGGCUCAGGAGACACACUUUGAAGAGUUACAAUCGUAUGGGUCAUCGUACAUUGCUGCCUCUUAUGUGAAGACACUUGAAUCUGCAGGAGCAAGAGUAAUCCCUAUAAAAAUCAGUCUUCCUGAGGAAGAAUAUGUGAAGAUAUUUAAUUCCAUUAAUGGGAUUCUCCUUCCAGGUGGUGGUGUUGACCUUAUGCACUCUGAAUUUGCUAAAGCAGCCAAGAUAUUUUAUGACCUGGCUCUAAAGGCCAAUGACAAUGGUGACUAUUUCCCGAUCUGGGGAACAUGUUUGGGAUUUGAAGAACUAACUUAUCUUACAAGUGGGGAACUGUUACUAACAUUGACCGAGACAGAAGAUGUUUCAUUACCUCUGAACUUCAGUCAAGAUGCCUUAAGAAGCAAGUUAUUUAGAAAUAUUCCAAAGAAUCUGUAUGAUAAUCUUUCCAAAUUACCCAUAACGUCAAACUUUCACUCCUGGAGCUUGUCUAUGCAGAAUUUUACAGCUAAUGAGAAAUUGAAAAAGUUCUACAAUGUUUUGUCAACAAAUUCCGAUGGCACAGUGGAAUUUAUUUCUACAUUUGAAGCAUAUGAUUAUCCAAUCUAUGGAGUUCAAUGGCAUCCUGAAAAAACUGCAUUUGAGUGGAAGAAAGCAUCUGAAAUCUCACACACAGCAGAGGCGGUGUAUGUAGCAUUUUAUAUGGCCGAGUUCUUUGUUAAUGAAGCAAGAAAAAGUCUACAUAAAUUUCCAGACACCGCACAAGAACAUGAAUCUCUAAUCUACAAUUACUGCCCAAAGUACACUGGAAAUAAUUCAGUCUUUGAGCAAAUUUAUUUUUUCUGAACUUACAUUGUUGUUGUUUUUUUUAAUGUGGUUUUGCUUUUUUUUUUUUUUUCUUCUGCAACUAUUGCAACUCUGCGAGUUACAAUACAUUUUAACUGCUCUGUUUGAUUGUAAAUCUGAAGAAGAACAACUCCAGUAACUUUUUGUUUUGUUUUCCAAGAAAAUGAUUUUUCACUAUAUGGAGCACAUAUUGUUACAUUAAACAAAACAAGUCAAAUGCAUUUAGGAUACACAGUACAGAAUGCCAUGUAUUCCUCAUUCAUACUAUCUACUAAAUGUUGCAUUGUCCUCGAUAAUAUUUAAGAACAUUGCUACCUAUAAAUAAAUGCUCUGGUUUCCUGGA
Pelobates fuscus (common spadefoot toad) is the source of this 1479-nucleotide messenger RNA. Its product is annotated as gamma-glutamyl hydrolase-like. Gene Ontology annotation, molecular function: gamma-glutamyl-peptidase activity. Bases 3 to 1136 code for a protein of 377 amino acids. The transcript has 9 exons. Lineage: Eukaryota; Metazoa; Chordata; Amphibia; Anura; Pelobatidae. Gene Ontology annotation, biological process: tetrahydrofolylpolyglutamate metabolic process. Gene Ontology annotation, cellular component: vacuole. The record is from RefSeq and is a predicted model, not a curated record.